AUGUCACCCUUCACUCUUUACAAGGGCAAACCCUCGGCUCGCAAGACCAUGUUGGGUGGGCGCGCGAAAAAAAUCGGCUUUGGAUACGUGCGUAUCAAACGAACUGAUCUCGUGGACGUCCUCCUCGAAGCGGCCAAUGAGGCUGGAAUCGAAAUUCGGUUCGAUAAGAGGGUUACCCAGAUUGAUGAUCGUGCUGACGGCGUGACUGUUACUUUCAAAGAUGGCUCGACUGAUACAUCAGAUGUCCUCCUUGGUUGUGAUGGGAUUCACUCGUUUGUGAGACGGUCUUGGGUUGAUCCUGCUCAGACUUCUGAAUAUUCGGGCCUUGCGGGUCUAGGAUCCGUGAUCGCGGGCUCUGAUUUGAGUCCUGAAACGAGGGCACAGACAUUAGGCCUUGAGGCUACGAUGACUGAGGAAGGAUUGAUUGCUGUCACGAGGUGUACGCAGUCUUCGGGUGACUUGUACUGGUUCUUCACCAAGGAAGUCCCCAUCCCUGCAUCAGGAGAUCGGGAUGGAUGGGAAGUACAGGGUAAAGACGAGGUGGAGGGAUUCAAAGCGCCUCUUCUUAAGAUCUUGGAGAAAGCCCAAGGUGAAUGGGGGGAUUCUUUGAGGGAAAUCGUUAGCAAGACCUCUGUUGUCAAGUUUUACCCUAUCCAUCGCCUUCAUCCUGGUGGCACUUGGUCCAAGGGCCGGUGUAUCCUUGUCGGUGAUGCUGCCCAUGCGAUGUCACCGCAUGCUGGGCAGGGGGUGUCGAUGGCUCUGGAAGAUGUGUUUCUUCUGUCACGUUUACUGAAAGAUAACUCUCGACCUUUAAACCAGGUGCGGGAGAAGUAUGAUGAGAUUCGCCGUCCACGAGUCAAUGCGAUCUUCGAUUUGGCGGCCGAGAAUGGGAAAUCACGAAAAAAGGCUGGACCUUGGGGCCUGUGGCUCAAGGAGUCGGUUGCUUCGGUUGCUUUGAAUCUAUCCUGGGCUUUGGGGGUAGAGCGACUUGGCUUUAGACAGAAGCAUUUGAUCUACGACAUUGAUGAGGUUGAGCUGUGA
Messenger RNA from Penicillium manginii, 1041 nucleotides. RefSeq names its product FAD-dependent oxidoreductase. Gene Ontology annotation, molecular function: monooxygenase activity; FAD binding. The coding region runs from base 1 to 1041 and encodes 346 amino acids. The record is from RefSeq and is a predicted model, not a curated record. The transcript has a single exon. NCBI's taxonomy places the organism in Eukaryota, Fungi, Ascomycota, Eurotiomycetes, Eurotiales, Aspergillaceae.